GCGAAGCAAUGUUGGAAGCAGCCGCUGCGAGAUAAAAAUGGAAAUUAAUAGUCCUGUGGCUAAUGGAAUACCAGACAAUUUUGAAACAAUUACGGCCAGAGAGGUUAAGGAGUACAGAAUAGCUUAUGGUCACUAUCUUCCACCAACGCAAAUCCUGCGCCUCCUGGAGCCACGCGCUUAUUUUGCAGGUUUAAUUUGGGAGCUUGAGGAGCUGCUGAAAGACAGGGGCUCCAAAUAUCAUUGUAAUGAUAACAGCUUCUGUGCAAAGAAUUUGGAUGUGGAAGCUGAACAAAUGAGACUUUCAGAAAAAGAAUUUGAUUUACACACAAUCAAGCAGCUGUUUUUACAACAGCAAAAAGGAACAAGAAUUGUUUCUGACAGGCAGUCACAUACAUCUAGCACCCUAGAACCCACAAGUUCUUCUGUAUCAGAGGUUCGGGAUACAGAUUCAGUGCAAACUUUCAUAAACUUGAACUGUCAGCAAAACAAUAAGUCUGCACACCCCUAUUUAACAGGAGGGGUAGAGAGUUGUGAUGAAAUCACAAAGCAUGACGAAGAACAGCAUACUGUUGUUCAGAGAGAUGCCUUCUCAGACAGUCUGGAAUGUCGGAAAGAAGCACCACAGGAAUGCAUACAGCAGGCUAGCAUCUCAGGUUUUCAUAAUAGGUGUAAUGAAUAUAUCUAUAACAAAAAGGCGACUGAAGAUACAGAGGUUUCCAGAUCCCUGAAUGAAUAUACUGACAAUUUACAACAGGAUUCUGCUGUAAAUGAAGAAGAAACUAAUGAGCAACAGAACUUUCAAAACAGUGUAGAGAAGGGCCAGUUAAUAUCGUUGGUCGUAUGUGGCAAAGACGACAUCAAUGGAUCAUCUACCACUUCUGAAUUCUCAGAAGAUUCUACAAGAACAGAUGUUUCAUUUUUAAUCCAGGAGAUUUAUGAGGAACCCAUUCUACAACUCAGUGCUCCACCUUAUAAUAUGCUACAGCAUUCAACAUAA
Messenger RNA from Schistocerca serialis cubense, 997 nucleotides. RefSeq lists its product as uncharacterized. The transcript has 4 exons. The record is from RefSeq and is a predicted model, not a curated record. Bases 38 to 997 code for a protein of 319 amino acids. Lineage: Eukaryota; Metazoa; Arthropoda; Insecta; Orthoptera; Acrididae.